Pneumocystis murina B123 is the source of this 771-nucleotide messenger RNA. RefSeq lists its product as hypothetical. Lineage: Eukaryota; Fungi; Ascomycota; Pneumocystomycetes; Pneumocystales; Pneumocystaceae. The transcript has 6 exons. The coding region runs from base 1 to 771 and encodes 256 amino acids. The record is from RefSeq and is a predicted model, not a curated record.
AUGGAGAAGCCUUUCUCUAAUAAAAAGUUAAAUGAAAACAAUGCAAGCGUUCGUCGUAUUCUUCAGGAAAUACGUGAACUUCAAGGUAGUAAAGAGGUAGCAGCAACGCCGCGAGAAGAUAACAUUUUUGAAUGGCAUUUUACAAUACGUGGUGUACCUGGUUCAGAGUUUAAUGGGGGGAGAUAUCAUGGAAAAAUUUUUCUUCCUCCUCAAUAUCCAUUUCGUCCUCCAAGUUUUCGUUUUUGUCAUGAAAAUGGGCGUUUUUCUGUAAACAAAGAUAUAUGUCUUAAUAUAUCAUCUUUUCAUGAAGAACUUUGGCAGCCGGUUUGGGGGAUUCAUACCGCCCUUAUAAGUCUUUCUAAUUUUAUGCUUACAAAAGCCGAUGGACAUAUUGGAGGAUUAGAUUUUACUGUAAACGAGAAAAAAAAAAUAGCGUUACAAUCUCGUGAUUGGGUAUGUCCUGAAUGCAAUAAAAGAAAUAUUGAUAUUCUUCCUGAUCUUGAAAAUGAAUUUGAAGCUUUUUCACAUUCUGAUAUCCCAAAGUUAUGUUUUUCUUAUAAGGAUGAUGGAAAUAUUAAGGAAAAUAGAAUCUUUACUUUUUUUUCUUUAACAAAAAUAUUUAUUAAACGAUGGUUAUCAAUUUUUAGAACUUAUUUUUUUUCAUCCGCCUUUAUAGAAAAAUAUGAAAUUAUACCCUUCUGGAUAGAUCUUGUAAUUGCUUUAUUGGUUAUUAUUUUGCUUUAUGUUAUUAUUAGACGUUUUCUUCUAUAA